Molecule: messenger RNA, 1140 nt
Organism: Emys orbicularis (European pond turtle)
Lineage: Eukaryota; Metazoa; Chordata; Testudines; Emydidae
Gene: PRMT1
Product: protein arginine methyltransferase 1
Exons: 11
Coding region: 20-1129 (369 amino acids)
Biological process (GO): peptidyl-arginine methylation
Cellular component (GO): nucleus
Molecular function (GO): protein-arginine N-methyltransferase activity
Source: RefSeq, a predicted model, not a curated record
UCUGCGCUUCGCUCGCAAGAUGGCGGAGGCGACCAACUGCACCAUGGAGAAUUUUGUAGCCACCCUGGCUAAUGGGAUGAGCCUGCAGACUGCAAUAGAAGAUGUGUCCUGCCCCCAGGCCGAGAGCAGCGUGAAGCCCACGGCCGAGGAGAUGACGUCCAAGGAUUAUUACUUCGACUCCUAUGCCCACUUCGGCAUCCACGAGGAGAUGCUGAAGGACGAGGUUCGCACUCUGACCUACAGAAACUCCAUGUUCCACAACCGGCACCUCUUCAAGGACAAGGUGGUUCUGGACGUGGGCAGCGGCACCGGGAUUCUCUGCAUGUUCGCGGCCAAGGCGGGUGCCAAGCGGGUCAUCGGGAUCGAGUGCUCCAGCAUCUCCGACUACGCCGUCAAAAUCGUCAAAGCCAACAAGCUGGACCAUGUGGUGUCCAUCAUCAAGGGCAAGGUGGAGGAGGUGGAGCUGCCGGUGGAGAAGGUCGACAUCAUCAUCAGCGAGUGGAUGGGAUACUGCCUCUUCUACGAGUCCAUGCUCAACACCGUCAUCUACGCCCGCGACAAGUGGCUGACCCCCGACGGGCUCAUCUUCCCUGACCGGGCCACCCUGUACGUCACGGCCAUUGAGGACCGGCAGUACAAGGACUACAAGAUCCACUGGUGGGAGAACGUCUACGGCUUCGACAUGUCCUGCAUCAAGGACGUGGCCAUCAAGGAGCCGCUGGUGGACGUAGUGGAUCCAAAGCAGCUGGUCACCAACGCCUGCCUCAUCAAGGAGGUGGACAUCUACACGGUGAAGGUGGAGGACCUGACAUUCACUUCGCCCUUCUGCCUCCAAGUGAAACGCAACGACUACAUCCACGCGCUCGUAGCGUAUUUCAACAUCGAGUUCACCCGCUGCCACAAGCGCACCGGCUUCUCCACCAGCCCGGAGUCGCCCUACACCCACUGGAAGCAGACGGUGUUCUACAUGGAGGACUACCUGACGGUGAAGACAGGCGAGGAGAUCUUCGGCACCAUCAGCAUGAAGCCCAAUGCCAAGAACAACCGGGACCUGGACUUCACCAUCGACCUGGACUUCAAGGGCCAGCUGUGUGAACUGUCCUGCUCCACGGAUUACCGCAUGCGCUAGCCCCCCCAUGU